Messenger RNA from Aspergillus ibericus CBS 121593, 1119 nucleotides. RefSeq lists its product as uncharacterized. The record is from RefSeq and is a predicted model, not a curated record. The coding region runs from base 1 to 1119 and encodes 372 amino acids. The transcript has a single exon. Lineage: Eukaryota; Fungi; Ascomycota; Eurotiomycetes; Eurotiales; Aspergillaceae.
AUGGCUGGCGUACAGCUCCAACAGCCUACAAUGACUGAUUAUCGUCUCCCGAUGCACCACCAGCCGCCGCCGACUCGAAAACCAGUCGCGGGGAUGCAUUCCGGAUUUCCUUUCCAGGCCUACGAUGGGCCUCACCAGCAGCAGCUUUCUCCCCAUCCGUCUGCCGCCUCCCUUGCGCACAACCGCCGGCGAACCUCCUCCUCUCAUGUGCUACCCUACAUGGCGCAACAGGCCUAUUCCGGGGGUCCUUCACCACAUCAUACCAUGACUGGACCUCCCAAUUAUCCUCCUUCCAGGCGCCUGUCGAGUGCGACCACUUCCACGACCUCCACCGGCAAUGUUACCAACUCCUACUAUGGUGGUAACCCACAUACAGAUAUCCGCCGGAGCACAUCGUCGCGCUCCGCCAAUGCUCAGUUGGGUUACGUGGCUCUGAUGCGGAGACAAAAGGCGACAGUGUGGUGCGAUCGGGCACAGCCCGAGGACCCUCGACUGCGGGCACAGAAACUCGUCGAUAAGAAACGGGCGUACCUGGAAGUCCACGGCGCAGGCGCCGGACGCACGGGUACCCUUGGAAGCGGCAAGAACAAGCAUGGCGGCAAGGGAACCACCGACUUCUCGCCCUCGACCCUCGUCGGCGCUACGGUCCCGGUUCGACUCAGUGCCAACGAGGUCGGCGACGCAGAUGAGGACGCCCACAGUGAUCGAGGAUUUCCUUAUCGUCGGACUGGUAGCGGUCGCAGUUCGCUGGGUAGCAACUCUCGGUAUCCGAGUGGCUACCAACGCACUCCACAGAGCACUAUGGGGAGCAACAGCACCCCUCCCAACGAAAAGACCGACUUGCCCGACGUCUCUGAACACCCGCCAGCGGAAAGCCACGAGACCGAACAGGAUCAUGCCUCUAUCAAGGAUGAUGCUGCCACUACAAACAGCUUUGGUAGUGAGCAUGAGGAGUACUUUGGCACCGUGGGUGACAUGGCCGCACCUAGCGCGGCUUCCGCGGCGAUUGAGAAGGCGAAGAAGGCCGAUGAACUGAGGCGCCGCGGUAGCGUGGAUGAUCGAACGACGUCGAUGACCAAUGUCCGACUUUUCGUGGCGAAUCCAGAUCUGAGUGAUUAG